This is a messenger RNA of Staurois parvus, 236 nucleotides long. The record is from the annotation of a GenBank genome assembly. Lineage: Eukaryota; Metazoa; Chordata; Amphibia; Anura; Ranidae.
AUGGACUGUACUGCAUUUCUGCAAAACGCUGCAGAAAAUGCUUAGGUGUGAACUUAGCAGGGGCAGACUGACAACUCAUGGGGCCCCGGGCAAUAGGGGAUCAUGGGGCCCCUGUGUCCUUGCCCAAACUCAAAAAAGCCUAUGAAAAAGGUACCAGGGGCAUCUCAUGGGGCCCCCUACUGACCUCGGGCCCUCGGGCAGUGCCCGAGUUUCCAUAUGGUCAGUCCGUCCCUGGC